This is a messenger RNA of Exophiala oligosperma, 2115 nucleotides long. RefSeq lists its product as uncharacterized. Gene Ontology annotation, molecular function: monooxygenase activity; FAD binding. Lineage: Eukaryota; Fungi; Ascomycota; Eurotiomycetes; Chaetothyriales; Herpotrichiellaceae. The record is from RefSeq and is a predicted model, not a curated record. The transcript has a single exon. The coding region runs from base 1 to 2115 and encodes 704 amino acids.
AUGGGAGACGUAUCCGAAAGUAUACCAAAUGGUACCGAUGGCGACCACACACCCAGUCUGCGGGUUUUGAUUGUCGGUGGCGGCAUCGGCGGUCUCUCUACCGCAAUAGCACUGCGGCACCAGGGCCACGAAGUGCACGUUUUUGAGCAAGCAAGCAGCAUUCGAGGCACCGGGUAUGGCAUACACCUGGCACCAAACGGAGUCGGUCUCCUUCGCCUCCUGGGCUACAACCCAGAGACAGGGGACGCAGUGCCGAUGAACAACAUCAGAUUCUUCAAACACACUGGGGAUCAGUUUGGGCACGAAGACCGGAAGUUGACGGCGGGCAGGUGGCAGAAUGAGUGGCUUCUUGCUUCUCGCGUUGAACUCCUUGGAGGCUUGCUCCAACUAGCGACAACGGUUGAGGGCAAAGGAGACCCUGCCAUUAUACACCUCUCGAGCAAGAUUCGAGCGGUCGACCCAGAAGAAGCGACCAUAGAGCUAGAGGACGGAUCCAGCUUCCACGGAGACGUGGUGAUUGGAGCAGAUGGCGUCUAUUCGAGAGCGCGAGAUGCAAUUACCAAAACCUCGCCGUAUCCGAGUAGCCACAACUGCUUUCGGAUGAUGUUCUCCAGGAAAGAUCUCGAGCCAGACCCGUCGAUACAUAUUCCUACCGACGAAACCAUGGACAUGAUCUACAGUCCUCACACCAAGACCAUAAUCUACACUACACUGGGCAACACCAAAUACAAUUGUGUGGUAACACACAAGUCCGAGUUGACGGAGGGCUACAUCGGUGAUCCGAAGGAGAAACUCUUGGAGCUCUGCGAAGGUCAUGAUGCGAAGUUUGUCAACCUCUUCAGAAAGGCUGAUCCGGCAACGUUAAAAGUUUGGCCUCUCUACGACAUGGACAUGCUGUCAACGUUUGCCAAGAGUCGGCUGGCUCUCAUAGGGGACGCUGCACAUCCAUUCACGCCUCAUCUCGCCCAAGGCGCCGUCAUGGCCAUGGAGGAUGCUGUAUCGCUAGGCGUGAUGCUGUCUGGGGACACUAAAUCGAGUGAGGUUCCAGAAAGGCUGCAGCUGUUCAACAAGGCACGCCACGAGCGUGGUACGUUCAUUCAGAAACUAUCCCUCGUUGUCGGCGGGGAUCGAGUUCAAGAGGGGAAAGAGAACAAUGAACUGAGCGUACGGAAACACCUCGAUAUGGCGCUUAGUCACGAUGAACAUCACGCCUCCUCUCAGAUCUUGAGAGAAUGGCAAUGGAAGCGUGCGAAGAAUCCCUCGUGGCUGCAACCGACGGUCUUUGGGCCGUUUCCAACUCAAUCCGAUUCUUCUCGACGGUCAUUGACCCGAAAGACCGGUCCGUCGACAGUGAUAGCGAGCAUCGUAUUCAAGACCAGUGCCACAUUACUACGGAAUCUGUUUCCCAGCGAGAAAUAUUCCUUUGAGAAGUCAGACACUGUCGCGGUUGCGACGCUCUCCAUCCGCAAUCACCGGAAUGUAGACUGGCUGGCUGGUGGGACGCACGACUCACUGGUCUUUUCGAUCCAUGGCGUCCAGUACAAUGCUUCCGAAGCAGGAGAACCUCCGGUGCGCGGAAGUUACUGUCCGAUCAUGUUUGACAAUCUCUCCGAGGCAGUUGUGGCUGAGCGGGAAAGAUACGGUCUGCCGGCCGUACACACAGACAUAGUUUGCACAUAUGAUACAGGGCAUUACCAGGCACGGCUGAGUUGGAGGGGUACGGAGUGGGCAGCUUUGAACCUCCAUGGGUUAGUCUCGGAUCCGGUCAAUAUUGAAAACGAUGAGAAUGUGCUGCCGCCACCUUCCGGGACGUUUGUGCAUAGGUACAUGCCGGCAGUUGGUGAAGCAGUUAAUGGUGCAAGGGGUAAACAGCACCUAGAUGCCGAGUACGACGUGUACUACCCAGAGUCAGACAAACAGAUGGUUGAGUCCUCUACGAGUAGGCGCGCUACAACAGCCACGAUCGAGAUCAAACAGCUUGACCUCGACACUCUGCCAACCUUGCAUCACAUUGUUGCUCGCCUAGCAGAGUUGCCAAUCUUUGAAAUUGUCGAAGCUAGAGUCUCAACGAGUGACAGGGCUGCGGAUUGGUCUACUGGAUCUAGGCUUGGUUGA